AUGUCCUCUAGACUGCCCCCCGCUGCCCUCAGCCUCAAACAGUUCCUCCUCAGGCAGCAGGUUCUUGCUUUGUACCGGCGGAUCCUCCGAGGUGUGCGGCAGAUCCCGGACCCUGCUGACCGGCGCUAUAUGAAGGAAUGGGCCCGAGGAGAGUUCCGCAGGAACCAGAGGGCCACUGAUGAGAUCACCAUCCGGAUGAUGAUCACACAAGGACAGCAGCAGGUGCAAGAACUAGAGAGCGCUCUUAAGCUGGCCGGAUCAUAG
Messenger RNA from Nanorana parkeri, 264 nucleotides. It is a transcript of the gene LYRM2, whose product is annotated as LYR motif containing 2. Bases 1 to 264 code for a protein of 87 amino acids. The record is from RefSeq and is a predicted model, not a curated record. Lineage: Eukaryota; Metazoa; Chordata; Amphibia; Anura; Dicroglossidae. Gene Ontology annotation, cellular component: mitochondrion. The transcript is spliced from 3 exons.